AUGAAUCGCCAAAUGCAAUUUUACCGUUCCAAAAAGAUUGUGGCUGCCGCCAAAAAUAACAAUAUAAACUGUGAUUCAGAGACGGAAAAACGUUUGCCUGCUAAUAACGGCCUAAUUAAAUUCAAAGCACUAUACACUUCAUCUUCGCAAAAUAACACUGCUAUAAAUCCUAAAACCUUAAGUGUAAUUGACCCUGAAGAAUUAAUUACAUUUAGCGAUUUGGACGAUUCAGUUGAAGAUCCUGAUUUUGAGCUGCCUGAAUCUGUAAAAGAUACUUCUUCUGAUACUGAUUUUACAUUCCGGGACUUCUUGGGUUCUUGUAUAUCUCAAUCUGCCGCUGAAUCUCUGCAUCAAAAUAGACAACCCGAAAUACACUUCGUAGCUGCAUAUCCCGGUCCAGUCUUUACUUAUAAUGAACAUGAUAAUUUAUCAAACACCAGUACAACACAAAAUGCAAAUCCGCAAUAUGUAAAUGCCACUGAACCAAAUGUUGUGAAACCAAAUAAAAAUAAAAUAAAGCAUCCGAUGAUCGUAAAUAGUUGUGAUGGCAAAUGCAAGAGGCAAUGUGCAAAGUUUUCAGUUGAAAGUCGGAAAGAGAUUUGGGAUAAAUAUUGGGAACGAAAUUUUGUAUCAAGGCGUAAUUUUCUCAAUAAAUGCAUAACUAUAUGUUCUAUAAAGCGACGUAAGGUUCAAAUCUCCAAUUCUAAUAAUUCGUUUUCGAAAAACGAAAGUCGUUAUUUUUCUUUGCCAAAUAAAGACAACGAGUUGAUUCCCGUGUGCCGUAACUUUUUUUUGGCAACUCUUGGAUAUAAAACUGAUGGCGUGAUAACAGAACUUAGUAAAUCUAUAAAGAAAGGGAUAUUAAAUGCAUCUGCUUCCAAAGAAAAUAGGGGUGGCAAUCUAAGAAAAGUUGAUGGAAGCAUAAUAACUGAGCAUAUCAUGAGUUUUCAGCCCACUGUUAGUCAUUAUCGCCGUCACAAUGCACCAUUUACUAAAUAUUUGCCGAGACACUUAACAUUACAGCAAAUGUAUAAAGAUUUCAAGCAGAAAAAUCCAAAUUUUAAAUGUGGGGUUGAAUUAUACAGACAAAAUAUAAAAAAACUAAAAAUAUCAUUUCAUAUGCCUAAAGGUGAUAGCUGUGUAGAAUGCUCAAUGUAUGAACAAGAACUGAAGAAUUACAGCGAUGUUAAUUCGAUGCCUGAAAAAAUAAGAACGAAAUAUGAAAAUCAUAAGUUCAAAGCUGACUCUGCUUUACAAAGAUACAGAUUAGAUGGAUCAAGCAAAAAUUCAAAUAGAGUUAAAUAUUUAUCAAUGGAUUUACAAAAGGUGAUUAUUUUACCAGAGAUGCCUGAAAUUAAAGAUGCUUUUUUUAUGAGUCGUUUGGUUACGUUUAAUUUAACAUUUGCUCCAAUUGAAAAGAAGUCGAGCGAUUUUGCCAUAUGUGUCCUUUGGCAUGAAGCUCAAGCUGGACGAGAGGCGAGUGAUAUAAUGAACGCCAUAUAUGCUUUCAUACAGGCUAAUAGGGACAUGGAGCACUUGUAUAUAUGGGCUGAUAAUUGUACAGCGCAAAACAAAAAUUGGACCCUUUAUACUGCAAUGAUUAUAAUAGUCAAUAACUCCUUGAAUAAUCUUAAAUCAGUAACUAUUAGCUAUUUAACCAAAGGCCAUACUCACAUGUCCGCGGAUGCUGUUCAUGGCAAUAUCGAAAUGAAAAUGAGGAGGCAAAGAAAUAUAUAUGAUUUUCAGGAUUUUAAAGACACAGUGAUGCAAUCAAGGAGAAAUAUAAAACCUAUUGAAAUCAAUUGUAGAUAUGAGUGGCCUAAAAAAAAGAGAGUGGCACGUCUUAAUGAACCGCUAAAGCAAUUUAAUUUGAACUCUGUUGUGCAAGUCGAAUUUAGCGCUGGAUCAAGAAACCUUUUUUAUAAGACAAGAUUUGAUGAACCCCUCCAAGAAUUGGACUUUCUGGUAAAAAAAUUUAAUUGCACUGAGCUCCCUAAAAGUCUUGAUACCCCAAGAGGUAUUAAACAAAAUAAAAAAGAAGAAAUUAUUAAUAAAUUGGUAUGUUUGAUGCCGGAAUCAAGAAAAUCAUUUUGGAAUAAUUUACCCGUCAAUGACUCGUCUGCCGAUUUGACAAAUGAUGGACAAAUGUCUGCAGUUGAAUAG
Molecule: messenger RNA, 2163 nt
Organism: Parnassius mnemosyne (clouded apollo)
Lineage: Eukaryota; Metazoa; Arthropoda; Insecta; Lepidoptera; Papilionidae
Source: the annotation of a GenBank genome assembly